Molecule: messenger RNA, 957 nt
Organism: Penicillium macrosclerotiorum
Lineage: Eukaryota; Fungi; Ascomycota; Eurotiomycetes; Eurotiales; Aspergillaceae
Product: trafficking protein particle complex subunit 13
Exons: 5
Coding region: 1-957 (318 amino acids)
Cellular component (GO): TRAPPIII protein complex
Source: RefSeq, a predicted model, not a curated record
AUGGCCCGCCCCCGAGCUGCGUCGGGUGCUGAUGCCCCAAAGGAACCUCAUGCGGUUUCAUUGAAAGUGCUACGCCUCUCCCGACCAUCGUUGUCUUCUCAAUCCCCCCUCCCCGCAGCCAACACCAAAAUCUCGCCCAAGGUCUCCUUGAGCUUCCCAUCCGCCGAUUCUGAUACUCAAUUCACUCUUACUCCGAACGUGUGUGCAUUGCCCAACCGCUGUGAGAUCCCCGAAGCCUGGCCGCGUCGUGACCUCCAUUCGCAUCGUUGCCGAAAUGCAAACUCCCUCGUCCGUCGCAGCCCUCGAUCUCGACCCCCCACUGACGCCGCCCAAUCCAACGGCCUACAAAUCGACGAGUCUCUACAGAAGAUCGUGCGCUAUGACUUGAAGGAGGAAGGGAACCACAUCCUUGCCGUCAGCGUCAGCUACACCGAGACCCGGAUCGGCGAGCACGCGCAGGCCGCCAGCGGCCGGGUCCGGACCUUCCGCAAGCUUUAUCAAUUCGUCGCGCAGCCGUGUCUCAGCGUGCGCACGAAGGCGUCGGAGCUUCCGCCGUUGGAAGUUGAUAAUAAAUCCCUGGGCCCGUAUGGGAAAACCCGUUUGCUUCGCUUUGCCUUGGAAGCACAGCUGGAAAAUGUGGGUGAUGGAACAGUUGUUGUCAAGCAAACCCGAUUAAAUCCCAAGGCGCCCUUCAAGUCCCAGUCUCUCAAUUGGGAUACGAAUGUGGAAGGCGAGUCCGCAGCAACACCGCCAACCCUGAACCCGCGCGAUGUCUUACAACUUGCCUUCCUGGUCGAACAGGAAGAAGGCCAGCAAGAAGGGCUCGACGCUCUACAGAAGGAUCUGCGACGUGAUGGCCGGGCCACCUUAGGCCAGCUGUCGAUCGAAUGGCGCGGUGCCAUGGGGGACAAGGGUUUCCUCACGACCGGCAAUCUCAUGAGCCGGAAACGCACUUGA